GUCACAUUGGCGCCGCGCGGAGCGUCGCUUGAAUGGAAUUUCAGUUGGAGUCGGACAGUUAAACCGAUCGCGAGUUGUGCGUUGCCGUCCGCGCGCGAGUCCGUCCCAGCUUCUCGUUCUCGUUCAGAAGCGAUUUCUUCACGUACGCGAAUCGCAAGACCGACACGUCGAAAUGGGGUGCGGAAUGGGAGUGAUCAAGUACCUGCUCUUCAUAUUCAAUUUCAUCUUUGUGCUAUGUGGUCUGGCCAUCCUGGUUCUCGGCGUUCUAGCGCAAGUAGGAAAUUCCGAUUAUUCCGAUCACCUGGGAGACAUUAGUAGUAAUGUUACGGUCCCGGCAGUCACGUUUAUCGUCAUCGGCUGCAUCAUCUUUGUCAUCGCUUUCCUAGGAUGCUGCGGCGCGAUUCGCGAGAGUCACUGUAUGAUAGUCACGUUUGCUUGUUUGCUCUUGGUGAUUCUGAUCGUACAAGUGGCUAUCGCAAUCUUCGCGUUCGUCGUAGCGAAGAAUUCCGGCGAUUACAGUUGGAAGGAUAGAUACGCAAACGAUGUCUUCAGUAAGUACGGAAAGGGGGAGGAGACGGAAAUCGUGGAUACCAUACAGAGUUGGUUGCAGUGCUGUGGUGUUGAAGGCCCCCAAGAUUUUCCCAAGAUACACCAUAGCGCUAUCCCAGGAAGUUGCUGCGGUAAGAAGGAGUCCACCUGCGAUCCACUAAGCGCUUACCAGAAAGGUUGCGCAGGUGCGUUGGAAGAUAUAUUCAAGUAUUCUCUUACGAUACUGGGUGGCGUCGCUCUGGGUAUCGCUGCUGCGGAGUUAAUUGGCAUCAUUUUCGCGCUAUGUCUGGCGAAUUCCAUAAAGAACGCCCAACGCAGAGGUUACAGUGUGUAAAAGUGGAGCAUUGCGAAGGACGCCGCUUAGCGCGGAAUGCUUUCAACACGCAACAACAAUCUUACCUUCAUCUCCCGUCAAUAUAUUCGUCUAUAAGAUGUGAUAAAAAAAACUUGCGUUUUACAACGGAACAAAUUAAAUUUCUUUUUUCUUUUUUCUAAGCGGAAUGGAGCAGAGUACUCCUUAUGUUUUCUUUUCCGGCUUCUUUGCAUCAUUCAUUUCUUUGCAGUCGUGAUUAAAGUAUAACAAGAUAAUAUUUUUUCGAUGAAAUGACGCACUUUUGUUUUCCGAUUAUAAGAAUUUAAUGCAGAAUUCGGCAUCAUCGACCUGACAAUGAGUAUUACCGUAACAGUUGUCGGGUCUGAGACCACACUUUCUUUUUCCUUUGUGAAAAAUAACUCCUUUUUUAUACGAUCGUACAUGUAUAUAUAUUUUGAUACCGUACCGCUUUGACUCACGUUUAUAUCUUUAUUCUACAUAAAAGUUCAAAAAUAUAAAAAAAUUUUUGACAUAACUGUUUAAUGUGCAGGAUCGUUUCAUGCAAUCGUUAGUUCGCGAGUAAAGAUAAUUAUAAUUGGAGUACCUUCGCGGAGAUGGAAAGCAGACGAGUGAUAGUAUUUUACAAAGUUAAUGUUACAAAGAUAUUUUUUCACAUGAAGAGCUACACAAUCAUACCUUGCGGGUGUACGAAAAUGUCACACCGCUGUUAAAAACACGAAAUUCUCAUAUAUAUCUUUGUGUAAAAAUUCACUUUGUUUGUACAGCACACAGUACACACACAGAGAUAUUGUGUGACUUACAAAUAUAUAUAUAUAUAUGAUAUAUUUUUGUCUUAUAAUAGAAAACUUUAUCUAAGAGAUCUCGUCGCCGUGCCCGCGCGCAACGAACGAACUAACGCGCAUUUGUGCAAUAUUUCUGCUUAGGCACGACAAUGAUAAAGCAUACAAAAGGCUGGACACGGCUCGAGAAAGUAUGUAAGUGGUUAAUAAUCCAAAGUUGCGAUUUUACUCGUCGUUUAAUGCGCGAAAUUACCAUUGCUGCUGCUGCUGCUGCCAUUGCUGCGAGAUUAAAUUAUGUAUGUCCGGUUUUUUGUAUUCAUAAAAUAAAUGUAGACAAACGAGAACCUUUUCGACCCAA
Temnothorax curvispinosus is the source of this 2020-nucleotide messenger RNA. RefSeq names its product 23 kDa integral membrane protein-like. The record is from RefSeq and is a predicted model, not a curated record. Gene Ontology annotation, cellular component: membrane. The coding region runs from base 173 to 883 and encodes 236 amino acids. NCBI's taxonomy places the organism in Eukaryota, Metazoa, Arthropoda, Insecta, Hymenoptera, Formicidae. The transcript is spliced from 5 exons.